GACCUGUCAGUGUCUUCAUUGACGUAGUAGACUGGUGCAGCCGAGGGAGUUGGAGGUUAUCCGCGGAGUGUUGUAGACACACCUUUAGGGUUAAAGUUUACAAUGGGAAAGAUUGUUAAGAAAAGAAAGAAAUUAACGUAAUUAAUUAGCAAAUUUUUUAAGUUAUCGUGUAUCAUAGAGUAUAAAGGAAGUUGACUUUUUAUUGUGUAUAGCUCGAAUCGUGUAUAGGCAACUAGAGAUAACGAACUUCGUACCUCCUUCUUUUAAGAAAGUUACUUGCAAUAUAGUGUAUAAUAUAUAAAUUAUAAUAUAUCGUGAAUCGAUCGCUAUCCCGUACGAUUGCUGAUUUUCAUGAAGAAUUUUCCAAGUUAACCUCUAUAAGAAAAGCUCGAGAAGAGAUAAUUUCCAUUAUUUACGACGUGACGUGGAGUUGCAUAUUGUCAUUCAAUGAGUCGAAACGACGGAUUGUUGACAAAUGAGUCAUUGCAUCUUGGUGAAAAUCGCGCAGCUUAUCCUCAGGACAAUGUAGGACCUAGGCAUUUAAACAGUGCUGGGUCUGUGCCAAGCAGUGGCGGACCCACGUUAAACAGCACUGGCCACGCAGUGAACAGUGGUGGAUCUCCAUUCAAUAGUGGCAGACCUCCGUUGAGCAAUGCUGGACCCGUACCUCCCUCACACAGCAGCGGACUUGGACCAAACAAUGCUGCAACGCUAUUGAGCAGUGGUAGGCCACAAUUAGGUACAGGUGGUUCUUCUAUAAAUAGUACUAGUCCACACAUAAGUGGGGGACCUCCAAUAAGCAACACUGGAUCCCCAUUGAACAUCGGAGGACCUCAAAUGAGUAGUGCUGGCUCGCCGAUUCUAACUAGUGGUCCCCAGAUUGGUAGUGCAGGGCCCCUGCAAAACAGUGGAAGGUCUCCAGUUCCACCAUUAACCAGUUACAGGCCACCUAUGACUGCUGGUGGACCCUCAGUAGGCAGCAGUGGAGCUCCAUUGACUACAAGUGGACCUCCAGCGAACAGUGCUGUUCCCCCAAUAAACAUUGGGGUACCUCCAAUAAAUAGUGGUGGGCCUCCUAUAAGUAACACUGGGCCACCUAUAUCUAAUGCUGGGCAACCAUUGAACAGUGGCAGGCCUCUUAUGAACAGUGGUCUACCUCCAGUGAGUAAUGCUGGGCCUCCAUCAAACAGCACUAGACCACUUUUGAACACUGGUGGACCUCCAAUAUCUAACGCUGGACCGCUGCCAAACAGCACUAGACCACUUUUAAAUGCUGGUGUUCCUCCGAUAAGUAAUGCUGGAACUAUGUCAAAUAAUACCAGGCCGCCCUUGAAUAUCAGUGGACCGCCAAUAAGCACUGCUGGACAACCGUUUAACAGCAGUAGACCUCCUAUAAACAGUGGUAUGCCUCCAACAAGUAAUGCUGGGCUACCGUUGAACAGUGGACGGCCUCCUUUGAACAGUGGUAUUUCUCCAACAAUUAAUGCAGGACCUCUUAUAAACAGUGGUAUGCCUCCAACAAGUAACACUGGACUACCAUUGAACAGUGGACGGCCUCCUAUGAACAGUGGUAUACCUCCAACAAGUAAUGCAGGACCUCUUUUGAACAGUGGACGGCCUCCAUUGAAUAGUGGUAUGCCUCCAAUGAAUAGUGGUAUACCCCCAAUGAGUAAUGCUGGGCCUCUGUUAAAUAGUGGUAGACCUCCAUUGACCAGCACUGGUCCUCCAUUAAGCAAUAGUGGACCUCAGCUGACUGGUGGUUCACCUUUAAGCAGUGGUCCGCCUUUAAAUAAAUUAGAUCCAAUGCAACCACUAUCUCAACAAUUUCAAAAUGUUAACCUUUCUGGUACAGCACCUCCCAUGGGAGUUCAACCUGGUUCUAUGCCACUCACAAAUCCGCAAGCCUGCUCUACAACAAAUCGUCCAUUAGAUAUGAGGCAUCCAAAUUAUACAAAUGCAGUUCCGUACAAUAACCAGAUGAAUCAAAAUUUUAAUAUUACAAAGGCUGGCUUCAACAAAAUAUGGGGCAUGGAUUCGGUUGACCUGUUACAGUGUAGAAACAUCCUGCCACCAGAAAAAGUUGCACCACCAAGGAUAAAAUUGCAUCAAGAUCUGUUAGAUCGUGUUAAUUGCAGUCCAGAAAUUUUCCGAUGUACAUUAACAAAAAUACCAGAUUCGAAUGCACUACUGCAGAAAGCACGCUUACCAUUGGGCAUUCUCAUACAUCCUUUUAAAGAUUUAAAUCAUCUACCUGUUAUACAAUGUAGCACAAUUGUUCGUUGUAGAUCAUGCAGGACUUACAUAAAUCCUUUUGUCUACUUUGUUGACUCUAAAAGAUGGAAAUGUAACUUAUGUUACAAAGUUAAUGAACUUCCUGAAGAAUUUCAAUUCGAUCCAGCAACAAAAUCUUACGGAGAUCCAUCUCGAAGACCAGAAAUAAGGACAAGCACUAUCGAGUUUAUUGCACCUAGUGAGUAUAUGCUGCGACCUCCCCAACCAGCAGUAUAUCUGUUCAUAUUCGAUGUAUCAAGACUAGCAGUUGAGAGUGGUUAUUUGGCCCUUGUGUGCAAUAUUGUUGCGGAGGAAAUGUCUAGACUACCAGGAGAUGGAAGAACACAAGUUGGGUUUUUAGCAGUCAAUUCAGCAAUUCACUUUUUCAGUAUGCAAGAAAACGUAUCCCGGCCACACCAAAUGACAAUGCUGGAUGUAGAUGACGUCUUCUUGCCAUGUCCUGAAAAUUUAAUAGUUAAUUUGAAGGAACGGGAGGAGCUUAUCAAGGAUUUGUUAAGUCAGCUGCCAUAUAUGUUUAAAGAUAGUUACGACACUAAUUGUGCUUUAGGAGCUGCACUUCAAGCUGCAUUUAAGCUUAUGUCUCCAACUGGUGGAAGGGUAACUGUAUUCCAGUUGUGUUUACCAAAUAUAGGUCCAGGUGCACUUCAAUCUCGAGAAGAUCCAAACACUAGGGCAGGAAAAGAUGUUCCAUACUUGAAUCCUGCUACGGACUUCUACAAACGUUUAGCUCUAGACUGCAGUGGUCAACAGAUAGCGGUUGACCUAUUUCUACUAAAUUGUCAGUAUAGUGAUUUAGCCACGUUAUCUGGUAUCUGUAAAUUUUCAGGAGGAUGUAUCUACUACUUGCCUCUAUUCCAAGCCUCGAAAUUGCAACACGUAGAGGCUUUAGAAAAAAUGUUGCGACGUUAUCUUACGAGAAAAAUCGGAUUUGAAGCAGUCAUGAGAAUACGAUGUACUCGUGGACUCAGCAUCCAUACUUUCCAUGGUAACUUUUUCGUUCGAUCGACUGAUCUGCUGAGUUUACCAAACAUCAACCCGGAUGCUGGAUUUGGAAUGCAAGUAACCAUUGAAGAAAAUUUAUCAGAUAUGCAAAAUAUCUGUUUUCAAGCUGCCUUGUUGUACACAUCUAGUAAAGGAGAGAGGAGAAUCAGAGUUCACACGUUAUGCCUUCCUAUCAGCACAAACUUGUCGGACAUAAUAUAUUCAGCAGACCAGCAGUGCAUAAUAGGACUGCUAUCAAAAAUGGCAGUCGACAGAUCAUCGCAAUCAUCGUUAUCAGACGCCAGGGAAGCUCUUAUAAACGCGGCCGUCGAUGCUCUAUCCGCGUUCAAACUUUUGCAAUCGUAUCCAGCCAGUGGACUGCAAGCUCCGCAGAAUCUGAAGCUAUUGCCCAUGUACAUAAUUGCUCUGCUAAAGUGUAAGGCACUCAGAUUUGGAUUAAGUACACGACUGGACGAUCGCGUCUACGCCAUGUGCCAGUUGAAGACUUUGCCAUUGGUACAGCUAAUUCAGAUGAUUUAUCCCGAUAUGUACGCAGUACAUGACCUCGUAAUGAAACCAAUCAAUGAAAUUGAUGGUCAGCUGAAUCCACAGCCUGAAAGGCUGCAUCUUUCAGCUGAAAAAUUAGACUCAAGGGGAGCAUUUCUAUUGGACCAUGGAGAUCAGAUGCUUCUCUAUGUUGGGAAAAAUAUUCACGCAUCAUUUUGUUAUAACGUGCUUGGAGUUUCGAGCUUUGCAGCUAUUCCAGAAGAAAUGUACGGACUGCCAGAAUUAGCGACUGCAGAAUCAGAAAGACUUAGGACUUUUGUUGCUACCCUUCAGGACGAGAAGCCGUAUUAUGCAACUUUCCAAGUCAUCAGGGAUGAUAGCCACUUUAGGACCCAAUUUACGGAGCGUUUGAUCGAAGACAGAUUUGAAAAUGCAUUGAGUUACUACGAAUUCAUUCAGCAUAUGAAAACUCAAAUAAAAUAAGGGAGUAUUUGUAAUCAUAUUUUUCAUGUAUGGGUGAUUCGCAAGAAGUGAAUUUGUUAUAUUAUCAAUGAAAAAAAAUAAUAAUAAACUGUAAAAAACAUCAAUGUUCUUUUGUUAAUUUUUCUUUGUAUACUAAUUUGUAAGGAAGUUGUAAAAGUCAUGAAUUAUGCUUAAUUUUAAUUUAAAUAAAACGAAAAGGUUUAAAUAUAAUGAUAGUAUAUACGUGUUGUAUACAAGUUUAAUAAAAAUAAAUAAUGUUUUUGAAAAUAA
Nasonia vitripennis (jewel wasp) is the source of this 4533-nucleotide messenger RNA. It is a transcript of the gene Sec24AB, whose product is annotated as protein transport protein Sec24A. Gene Ontology annotation, cellular component: COPII vesicle coat; endoplasmic reticulum exit site. The record is from RefSeq and is a predicted model, not a curated record. Gene Ontology annotation, biological process: endoplasmic reticulum to Golgi vesicle-mediated transport; intracellular protein transport; COPII-coated vesicle cargo loading. The transcript is spliced from 2 exons. Gene Ontology annotation, molecular function: SNARE binding; zinc ion binding. Lineage: Eukaryota; Metazoa; Arthropoda; Insecta; Hymenoptera; Pteromalidae. Bases 448 to 4263 code for a protein of 1271 amino acids.